This is a messenger RNA of Paracoccidioides lutzii Pb01, 216 nucleotides long. RefSeq lists its product as hypothetical. The coding region runs from base 1 to 216 and encodes 71 amino acids. The record is from RefSeq and is a predicted model, not a curated record. The transcript has 2 exons.
AUGCGGGGGAGUGGAAAGUUCGACAAGAACUUUGUCGCUGCGAAGUCCGUGGCCGUCAAGGUGCUGCUACUCGAGAACAAACUUCCCGCCAGUGCCCUUGAGUUUUUGGCCCAACUUCUAUUCCUUCUUACUUGUUCACUUCCAAGCCCUCAGGGCGCACCCAAAGCCCGUCUCUGCCUUUUUAAUGGAAUCGUUGAGAUUUCCCGAGUUGCGUGA